This is a messenger RNA of Sodiomyces alkalinus F11, 1775 nucleotides long. RefSeq names its product FAD/NAD(P)-binding domain-containing protein. The transcript has 3 exons. Bases 228 to 1775 code for a protein of 515 amino acids. Gene Ontology annotation, molecular function: flavin adenine dinucleotide binding; N,N-dimethylaniline monooxygenase activity; NADP binding. The record is from RefSeq and is a predicted model, not a curated record. Lineage: Eukaryota; Fungi; Ascomycota; Sordariomycetes; Glomerellales; Plectosphaerellaceae.
GACGUCAGUAUCCUUCUUCACAUGCUCCAGCGUUCACCUAAUAGCAAACAUGAACAGCUCUCGUUCCUGUCCAUCUCUUAACGAGCACUCCCGCAUUCCUCCCUCAACCCUUCUUCAUUACCCUCGACCUUCAUCCUGCCACUCGGUUUAUCCCUGGAAGCCUGUAGCCCAGAGAGAAUUACCAUCAACCUUUCAUUUGCUCGACGGCUUUCCUCCUCAACACUGUGAUGGGCUCGCUAUCAAGGAUGUACAACCCGUUGUUUCAUCCGUUUCUAUUUCUUUACCAGUUGAUGCAAUGGUGCCUGGAUAAGGCCUUGUCUCCCACGCCACCAGAUCCGACUGCCAGGCUGCAUAGACCCAAGGUUGCGGUCAUCGGAGCGGGCAUCACUGGCGUAACCGCUGCUGCUCACUGUAUCGGUCAUGGCUUCGAUGUGGUCGUCUUCGAGGCCGGACCAAAGUCCAACCUAGGAGGAAUAUGGAGCAAAGUCAACAACACGUCCAGGCUGCAAAUCCACUCCUUGAUGUAUCGUUUCCAUCCAUCCGUCAAGUGGGAGCAAGGGUACCCAGACCGACAGCAGAUCCUCAGCCAGCUGGAGCAGCUCUGGGAGCGGUACGGCCUCGACUCGCGGACCCGAUUCGAGACUCCCGUCGAAAAGGUCUACCAGGACGAGAGAGGGCGCUGGAUCGUCAACAACACAUCCAACGGACGCUUCGAGGGGAUCAUCGCUGCGGUAGGGACGUGCGGCGAGCCCAAAAUGCCGCCGCUCGAGGGCAUCGAAACGUUCAAGGGUCCCGUUUACCACUCCAGCCAAUUGUCGGGCAAGGAUGGCCACGGAAAGAAGAUCGUCGUCGUCGGCGGCAGCGCCAGCGCCGUGGAGGCCCUCGAGUGGGCUGCCGCCGAAAACGCCGAGAAGACCUACAUCCUCUCGCGCAGCGACAAGUGGAUUAUCCCCCGCAACGCCGUCGUCGACAUGCUGCUCUCGCUCAACAUCCGCGGCCAGCAGACCAUCUUCUCGUGGAUCCCCGAGGGCCUGCUGCGGCGUUUCUUUUACCGCGACCUGGAAGACAUGGCGCCUGCGAAGAAAGGCAUCUUCACCGACACUCCCAUGGUGAACAGCGACGUCCUGGACAAGGUUCGAGAAGGCAAGGCCGACUGGGUGCGUGGUGACGUCCAGAGCUUCACGCCGGAGGGCGUCAUCGUGAACCGGCGAGGCAGAGGUGUUCCCGAGAACGGACCGGGCAAAACGGAGGUCAUACCCGCCGAUAUCGUCGUCAUGGCCACGGGAUAUAAGCGACCUUCUCUCGCAUUCUUGCCUGACGACUGCUUUGAGCCGCCGUAUGAUCCGCCCAACUGGUAUCUGCAGACUUUCCCACCAACUCAUCCAUCCAUUUCCGCCAUCAAUUGCACGUACGUCAACGCCAUUGGGACGGCCGGUAACUGGCACAUCGGCAUCUACACUCGCAUCCUCCUCAUGUUCCUAGUCGACCCACUGACACGACCGCGUCCCUUCUGGAUGCGCACCUGGAUCGACUUCACCCGUCUCCUGAAGAAGGGAUCUCCCACGGCGGCCUUCGACUUCUUCACCUACCUCGAGCUGCUGUGGUGGUUCGUCUUCUGCGUCGCCAUCAACCCGUUCCGGUGGAAGUGGGCUCUCUUCGUCUUCUUCGGCCUGGGGUUCGCCCUGCCCAAGUAUAUCGUCGAUGCUGAAUCGAGCUUGAAGAACGGGGAGAGCAAGCAUGAAGCGCAUGGACGGGAUGUUGGCCGCAGCUUUUAA